AUGCCCUCCUCCUCGCUCGCCGAAUACCUCGCAAAGAACUACCUAACCGCCGACCCCGCGCCCCCAACCGAGCGCCCGAAGAAGAAGCGCAAGAAGACGAAAACCGCCGAGCCGGACGGCCUCGUCAUCGCCGACGACGACCCGCCCGACCUGCGGAGCACGGCUGCGCUGAAGUCCAGAGAGACGGACGAGUACGGCCCUGCUGUUGUGGCGGGCGCGCGGAGCGCCGAGUUCCGCCGGAGCAAGAAGAGCAACUGGAAGACUAUCGGGUCGGGUACGAAUACGGCUACGGCUGCGGCUACGGGGCGGAAUAGCGGGCGCGAUGAGGCGGAUGCGAUAUUAGCGGAUGCGAUGGCUGAGGAGGAGGCGAGGCGCGCGGCGGGCGAUGAGGAUCCGAUGGUUGUUGAGCGGGAUGAGGAGGACGAGGGCGGGCUACGCAUGGAAUCGGGCGCGCGGGCGGGUCUCCAGACGGCGGAGCAGACGGCUGCUAUGGUUGCGGCGCAGCAGAGGAGGAAGAAGGCCGAGGAGGCGCGGUAUAAGGGGGUGGACGAGGGGGAUGGGCAGGAGACGAUCUACCGCGAUGCGUCGGGGCGGAUCAUCAAUGUUGCGAUGAAGCGGGCGGAGGCGCGGCGCGUGGAGGAGGAGAAGAAGGUGCAGGAGGCGCAGGCGAGGGAGGCGCUUAUGGGGGAUGUGCAGCGGGCUGAGAGGGAGGAGCGGAGGGCGGCGCUGGAGGAGGCGCGGGUUAUGCCGUUGGCGCGGAGGGCGGACGAUGAGGAUCUGAAUGAGGAGUUGAAGGCGCAGGGUCGCUGGAAUGACCCUGCGGCGCAGUUUCUUACGAAGAGUUCGGGCGGGGCGAAGAGUCGGACGGGGAGGCCGUUGUAUCAGGGGGCAUUUCAGCCGAAUCGGUAUGGGAUUCGGCCGGGGCAUCGGUGGGAUGGGGUGGAUCGGUCGAAUGGGUUUGAGAAGGAGUGGUUUGCGGCGAGGAAUAAGAAGGGGAGGAUGGAGGCGCUGGAGUAUGAGUGGCAGAUGGAUGAGUAG
This is a messenger RNA of Aspergillus mulundensis, 1038 nucleotides long. RefSeq names its product putative cell cycle control protein (Cwf26) (gene cwc26). Gene Ontology annotation, biological process: mRNA splicing, via spliceosome. Gene Ontology annotation, molecular function: RNA binding. The record is from RefSeq and is a predicted model, not a curated record. The transcript has a single exon. The coding region runs from base 1 to 1038 and encodes 345 amino acids. Gene Ontology annotation, cellular component: RES complex; U2-type spliceosomal complex. NCBI's taxonomy places the organism in Eukaryota, Fungi, Ascomycota, Eurotiomycetes, Eurotiales, Aspergillaceae.